This is a messenger RNA of Soboliphyme baturini, 264 nucleotides long. The record is from the annotation of a GenBank genome assembly. NCBI's taxonomy places the organism in Eukaryota, Metazoa, Nematoda, Enoplea, Dioctophymatida, Soboliphymatidae.
AUGUUCUUCGACAUGGGAAGUCGGAUCAGAACGCCGGCCGGCGACGACUGGUUAUUCGAAGCUCAGGUUUUGCCAGAGAUUUUGAAGCACUUAAACGUCAUUAGCAGAAAAUUGACAAACGUUCGAGCGGCGCUUUGUUGCCUCGACAUUCUUCUGCGACGGUCAGCACCAAAUUUGGCAAAAGAAAUCGUUGAUGUCAUGAUUAGCAUCGAAGGCAGCGAUGAUGAUCUGCACGAAAGCCUGCAAAUCAAGGCCGAGCUGUGA